This is a messenger RNA of Merops nubicus (carmine bee-eater), 491 nucleotides long. Its product is annotated as 60S ribosomal protein L26. The record is from RefSeq and is a predicted model, not a curated record. Bases 10 to 447 code for a protein of 145 amino acids. Gene Ontology annotation, biological process: cytoplasmic translation; ribosomal large subunit biogenesis. Gene Ontology annotation, cellular component: ribosome; cytosolic large ribosomal subunit. The transcript is spliced from 3 exons. Lineage: Eukaryota; Metazoa; Chordata; Aves; Coraciiformes; Meropidae. Gene Ontology annotation, molecular function: structural constituent of ribosome; RNA binding.
GCAGCCAAGAUGAAGUUCAACCCGUUUGUGACCUCGGACCGCAGCAAGAACCGCAAGCGGCACUUCAACGCCCCGUCCCACGUCCGCAGGAAGAUCAUGUCCUCCCCGCUCUCCAAGGAGCUGCGGCAGAAGUACAACGUCCGCUCCAUGCCCAUCCGCAAGGACGAUGAAGUCCAGGUCGUCCGGGGGCACUACAAAGGCCAGCAGAUCGGCAAGGUGGUGCAGGUGUACCGGAAAAAAUACGUCAUCUACAUCGAGCGUGUCCAGCGCGAGAAGGCCAACGGCACCACCGUGCACGUGGGGAUCCACCCCAGCAAGGUGGUGAUCACUAGGCUAAAACUGGACAAAGAUCGCAAAAAGAUCUUGGAACGCAAAGCCAAAUCUCGCCAGGUUGGCAAGGAGAAGGGCAAAUACAAGGAAGAAACAAUUGAAAAGAUGCAAGAAUAGAUUGUUUCCUAUCUGACACCAUUAAAGAACUGCUAAAAUUAAAC